GACUCUUCAGUGAACAAAAUAACACUUGACGAAAGAUGAGAACGCGUCACACCAGAGUGCGAUGAAACCAAGAUGGGAAACAGAAUAUACAGAUGAUAAACGAUCAAAGAUCUCGCACAUGCACUUUCUGGAGAGAGCAAACAUGUUUGGCUUUGGGAAACUCUGCAGAUUAGCUCCAUCUUGAAUGCGAAAUGAGAGGAUCACCGAGCCCCGCUGCGCGUACAAAUGGAUAUUUAUUUUCCCGCCUUCUAUUUCUAUCGUUGCGCAUUUUCGCGCUUUUCCCUCAGUGGAGGCGGUUGGAGUGUAACGAAUUUUCUUCGCACUGGACACCUGUUGUACGCUAGUUAGACCAAAUCAGUCACGAGUCAGUGUAACAUCCAAAACCAACAGUUGUCUCUCAUGAAGGCAUAGCAGCAAUGUCACAGCUCUACUUUCGCAGAACGGGAAACUUCUCGUACAGGGACCGGAUCCCUCUGCGGAUAGUUCGAGCCGAGUCAGAGCUGUCACCCCUGGAAAAGGCCUACCUGUGUGCUGUGGAGAAAGGUGACUAUGCCAGCGUCAAACAAGCACUGAUAGAAGCCGAAAUCUACUUUAAAAUCAACAUCAACUGCAUCGACCCUCUGGGACGGACGGCUCUGUUGAUUGCCAUUGAGAAUGAGAAUCUGGAAAUCACUGAGCUGCUGCUCAGCUUUAAUGUGUAUGUGGGGGAUGCACUUUUACACGCCAUACGAAAGGAAGUGGUGGGGGCUGUGGAGCUGCUUUUGAACCAUAAAAAGCCCAGCGGGGGCAUGCAGGUACCUCCUAUCCUGUUGGAUAAACAGUUCUCUGAUUUUACUCCUGACAUAACGCCCAUCAUCUUGGCCGCUCACACCAACAACUAUGAGGUCAUCAAGAUGUUGGUUCAGAAGGGUGUUUCCAUGCCUCAGCCCCACCAGGUGCGCUGCAACUGCAUGGAAUGUGUGUCCAGCUCAGACGUGGACAGCCUGCGACAUUCCAGAUCCCGUCUUAACAUCUACCGGGCCCUGGCCAGCCCCUCGCUCAUCGCCCUCUCCAGUGAAGACCCCUUCCUAACGGCCUUUCAGCUCAGCUGGGAGCUCCAGGAGCUCAGCAAGGUGGAGAAUGAAUUCAAGUCAGAGUAUGAAGAGCUUUCCCAGCAAUGCAAGCAGUUCGCCAAAGAUCUGCUCGACCAAACACGCAGCUCUAGAGAGCUCGAGUUGAUUCUGAACUACAAGGACAAUAUGAAUCUCCUAGAGGAUGAAGAGAAUAAUGAUCUCGCCAGGCUCAAACUGGCUAUCAAGUACCACCAGAAAGAGUUUGUAGCACAGCCAAACUGUCAGCAGCUGCUCGCAUCUCGCUGGUACGAUGAGUUCUCAGGCUGGAGACGCCGCCACUGGGCCAGCAAGUUCAUCACCUGUAUGUUCAUCGGAUUCCUCUUUCCUUUCUUUUCGCUGCUCUACCUGAUCGCUCCCAAGAGCCACUAUGGCCUCUUCAUCCGGAAACCCUUCAUCAAGUUUAUAUGCCACACUGCUUCAUAUCUGACCUUCCUCUUUCUCCUGCUGUUGGCCUCCCAACACGUGGACCGAAUGGACAAUCAAGAGCUCACGGAGCUCACUAAAUGGGGUCCGGUGCUUCCCAAACAGGGUCCAGAGCCCACCACUGUGGAAUGGAUGAUCCUACCCUGGGUUUUAGGAUUUGUAUGGGCUGAGAUCAAACAAAUGUGGGACGGUGGAUUUCAGGAUUAUAUUCAUGAUUGGUGGAACCUCAUGGACUUUGUGAUGAAUUCUCUGUAUCUGGCUACCAUCUCACUGAAGUUUGUCACUUACUUUAAGUUCUCUGACAACUACGGGCAGCGGGAGGCAUGGGUGAUGUGGCACCCUGCCUUGGUGGGGGAGGCCUUGUUUGCCAUUGCUAAUAUAUUUAGCUCCCUACGACUGAUUUCACUUUUCACAGCCAACUCCCACCUGGGCCCUCUUCAGAUCUCCCUCGGACGAAUGCUGCUGGACAUCCUUAAAUUCCUCUUCAUUUACUGCCUGGUGCUACUCGCAUUUGCUAAUGGCCUCAAUCAACUGUAUUUCUAUUAUGAAACUGAUGGUAGAAUUAUUAACAACGUCACAUGCAAGGGUAUCCGCUGCUCUGAGCAGAACAAUGCAUUCACCACCAUGUUUGAGACAUUGCAGUCAUUGUUCUGGUCCAUAUUUGGUCUUGUUGCCCUGCACGUGACCAAUGUUGAGGCCCAACACGAAUUCACAGAAUUUGUUGGAGCCACAAUGUUUGGGACCUACAGCAUAAUCUCUCUGGUGGUGCUUCUUAAUAUGCUCAUUGCUAUGAUGAAUAAUUCCUAUCAACAUAUUGCUGACCAUGCUGAUAUUGAGUGGAAGUUUGCCAGAACAAAACUUUGGAUGAGCUACUUUGAGGAGGGUGGCACACUGCCUCCUCCCUUUAACAUCAUUCCAAGUCCAAAAUCAGCGUGGUACCUCAUCAGAUGGAUCAAGACCCACUUCUUCAAUAUUAAACACAGAAAAAGAGCUGAAACAUUUGGAUCACUCGGGAUGCGAGCUGCUGAAAAUGUCCGCACAAACCGCCAGUACCAGGAGGUACUUAGAAACCUGGUUAAGCGGUAUGUGGCAGCAAUGAUCAGGGAUGGCAAAAAAGAAGAGGGAUUAACUGAGGAGAACUUUAAGGAACUUAAACAGGACAUCUCAAGCUUCCGUUACGAGGUGAUGGGAAUGAUGAAGGGAACAAAGAUUGGCAUGUCAAACUCAAAGGGGAACCUAGUGUAUCCUGAUAACCCUCUGAAGUGCAGUUCUACUUCAGCUGGAAGUCAGCUAAAAGGCAAACUGAGACUGCAGAAUGUCGCCACCUCUGUGAUCCAGGAGGGUGGACUCAAAUCCAACGCCUGGAAGCCUGGCGGCUUACGAGGCCUUGUGGAUGGUUUCAUCUCAAACAAUAGCAAUCAAAUGAACUGCAAAGGGCCAAACAACCCAGGAGAGAUUUACUCUGUGUCAGAAGAAGCUGGUGAAUCUGAGAAUGAAGAACAGGAUGAUGGCAAACAGGGAGAAAAUGGGAACCAAAACAAGGAAUCAGAGGACAGAGUGAAUAAAACAUCGCAAGAGGAUGAUGAAAUGUUAUAUAUGCGUUAUAUGUGUGCUGAAGAAAUGAAUGAGGAAAGAGAAUAUGAUGGAAGCAGAUUAUAACUGCAUUGUGACAAUCAUAUUCUGAAUGCUGCAAAAAAAGAGAAAAGAGAAAGAUGCUGUUCUCCUGAACUCUAUCGCAGAAGCAGCUGUGGUGAUGAUCCAGUGCAGGGCACUGCGUCUGUACGAUCCGAACAUCAAGUGUUGUUCUAGAGUCUCAGGGAUGAAUGGCACUUUUAGGAGAAUAUGGGGUCCAGCGUUGUCAUUACAGUGAUUUACACUGUCAAGUGUGUAAAUGCUCCUGUAGUUUAUCGCUGCUCUGCUCUCCUCUCUGCUGAAUCAUAUAUUAAGGAGCAAUAGCCGACCCCUAAGCUCUAGACAUUUCAUUCUGCCUUACUCUGUUAGAUUUAGCAUUUUAUGCUAUCUUUGGUUCCAGCAUAAGAGGUGUCAUUAAUGUCAUGCUACCUAAUAUCUUUAAUAAAAGCUACUAUGCAAAUACUGGCAACUUUUAAAACUUUUUAGUCAUGUUUUGCAUUGAGCACGAGACAUUGAACAUGAGUCGUUUAAGAGAAGGAACUGGUUGAAGUCCAAAGUAAACCAUACAUAUCAUACAGUCAAUAUGGUACAUACUGUGGAAUCAUGUCUGCUUCAUCCUCCUCUCAUUUGUAUUCACAAUAAAGAACACGGAGAACAUAGUAUUAUACAGUUUGCACAACUUCAGUAAAUAGUCCUUUAUGCUCCUAAAUGUCUUAUUCCAUCAAUCCUCGUUGUUUCCAUAACAGAUUAUUGCCUCGUAUGACAGAUCAUGACUUAAUGCACAAAUAUAAAUAAAUAUAUACUGUACUAUGA
Messenger RNA from Carassius gibelio (silver crucian carp), 3980 nucleotides. Its product is annotated as short transient receptor potential channel 4-like. The coding region runs from base 417 to 3194 and encodes 925 amino acids. The record is from RefSeq and is a predicted model, not a curated record. Gene Ontology annotation, biological process: calcium ion transmembrane transport; regulation of cytosolic calcium ion concentration; manganese ion transport. Lineage: Eukaryota; Metazoa; Chordata; Actinopteri; Cypriniformes; Cyprinidae. The transcript is spliced from 11 exons. Gene Ontology annotation, molecular function: protein binding; store-operated calcium channel activity; inositol 1,4,5 trisphosphate binding. Gene Ontology annotation, cellular component: membrane; cation channel complex.